Messenger RNA from Anopheles maculipalpis, 735 nucleotides. RefSeq lists its product as uncharacterized. NCBI's taxonomy places the organism in Eukaryota, Metazoa, Arthropoda, Insecta, Diptera, Culicidae. Bases 1 to 735 code for a protein of 244 amino acids. The record is from RefSeq and is a predicted model, not a curated record. The transcript has a single exon.
AUGUUUCGGAACCGCAUUUCAGUUGUGCGGAAAACAAGGGUUACACCGAAACCAAGCACUACUACGCAGUCAUCUCUCGGAUUGGCCAGUGCGGAUGUUGAGAAAGGUGAUGGACCGAUCUUUUUUCAAGCAGAAAGUGUUCCACUGCCAAGCUGUGUCAGUCUAGCAAACGUUACGCCCUCGGUUGCUAACGAUUCCGCUGUAAUCGAGUGUGCUAAGCCGGACGAAGGUAUCUGCAUCGAUGAAACGGUAUUUUCGAUGGAUGAUAGUUGUGAAAUAGGCGAGAACGAGUUACGGCUAGCGGAAGAAGAUGAUAACGACCUUACAAAGGAUCUGGAUUUUAGCCGACCAUCACCGACACUGUUUUCGAUAACGUCACCAAAAAGAGCCCGAAUGAUGUUGGAAAUUCAAAACUCGGUUGAACGGAAUGCUUCCGUUAGUAGCUCUACGGCAUGCACAUUGAUGGUGACACCUUUGGCGAGUUCCAGUUCCAUUCAAACAAACAUUCCGAGCACAUCACAGUCGGUGUUUCGGUGUACUAGUGCCGAAACACCAAAACAGACGGAGCAAAACCCAAUACCGUGGAGCAUCCGUUCGUCAGUACAAUCGAAACAGGGUGGAGAAGUAAAGCGCCAGUCGAUUGCCGGUGCCAUAGACGAUUUGAACGAGAUGACGGAAGAGUUGAUCGAUUUUAUUCGGUGCUUUGAUGAAAAGUAUACCGGCGCAAUCAACUGA